This is a messenger RNA of Penicillium daleae, 1149 nucleotides long. Its product is annotated as deoxycytidine monophosphate deaminase. The transcript is spliced from 6 exons. Lineage: Eukaryota; Fungi; Ascomycota; Eurotiomycetes; Eurotiales; Aspergillaceae. The record is from RefSeq and is a predicted model, not a curated record. Gene Ontology annotation, molecular function: hydrolase activity; zinc ion binding. Bases 1 to 1149 code for a protein of 382 amino acids.
AUGCUUAUCGGCCUAUGCGGAGGUCAGCAGAAUACCUCCCCCCCCCUCCUCCUCCUCCUCCUCCUCCUCCUCCUCCUCCUCGCGACGACACGUGAAUUAACUAAAAUCUCUGUAGCCAUUUGUGCUGGCAAGCAUGCAAUUGCCGAGUAUUUGAUCGAGCAUGAAGGGUUUCAGCUGCUCGAGCUGGCCACCAAACCCACCCAGCAUAUCACCGAUGAGCCCGAGGACGACCUACGAUUCCAAGCCUCGGAGAUCAGAAAGACCCGAGACCGGAAAGACCGAGAUGCUCAGUCCGACCUAGUAUUCGAUACCUCGGAGGCCAUGUUGGAUUUUGUGACCAAAAGAUGGCAAGAGAAGUGGGUGACCACCGAUAUUGCAGACGUCUUGACCCUCGACCGGUUCCUGCUGCGGCCCUUCUUCCUCUUGGUGAGCGUUGAUGCUCCUGUCAGUCUUCGCUGGAAACGAUUCUCGGACCGGUGCUGGCGAAGACAAUUAGACCCGCCUGAUUUGGAGAAGUUCGUCUUAUGGAACGACCAUCACUUAUAUGAAAAGGACAUUGGGCGAGUCUAUCUCACAGAUAGAGCCCAGUUGCGUCUUUUCAACUCCUCUUCCUCUCUGGAUGUGCUCCACGGCUCUCUUAAAACUCUGGCCCUGGCCGACGAAAAGCGUCUGCGACCAAACUGGGAUCAAUACUUCAUGCAACUUGCGUCCCUUGCCGCGCAAAGAAGCAAUUGCAUGAAACGCCGAGUGGGCUGUGUCCUCGUUCGAGAAUGCCGGGUCAUCAGUACUGGCUAUAAUGGAACGCCUCGACACCUACCCAACUGCAAUGAAGGUGGAUGUCCCCGAUGCAAUCGUGGUGAUGGCGGUGGAGUCUGUCUAUCUACCUGUCUUUGUCUCCAUGCGGAGGAGAAUGCUCUGCUGGAAGCUGGCCGAGAACGUAUCCGCGAAGGUGCAAUUCUCUAUUGUGACACGUGUCCAUGCCUGACGUGUACCGUCAAAAUUACCCAGGUUGGCAUCUCCGAGGUUGUGUACUCGCACGGCUACAACAUGGACACGGAGAGCGCUGCGAUUCUCAAGGCGGCGGGUGUGCGGUUGCGGCAGUUCAGCCCUCCGUCAAAUGGUCUAGUUUACUUGCAGGGCUCUGAGUGA